GUCAACGCGAACUGAAUUAUGGGCCACUUCCGAGUACGACCAUAGCAGCGUUUCGACAAUUGACCCUUUGUAGCGCUUGUCUUGGUGGAAUUUAUCGAGAGAUUUUGCGUGGACAUUCGCCAUUUAAGUGUUAAGCUACUUAAGUUUGAUAUGCAGAGCUUUUAACAAUUGUUGUUCGCAAGGUGGCCCGAAGGUCUCCAAACAGUGUGAGGUUUACGGAGAAGACCUCGCCUGAUUGUCGACAAGAUUACUGAAAAUCAGUGAUCAUACAGUUAGCUCGCUUAACCUGUUAAAUUAAAAAACCGAUUAGUAUGGCUGCAAUGGAGGAAGGAAAUGGCGAUAGUAUGUCUACUGAUAGUGGCCAAGCAGUUGGCCUGCAAUAUACUAGUCAGAAGAAUUUUGAAAUUGAGAAGAAAAUCGGAAAAGGACAGUUUAGUGUGGUUUACAAGGCUCGAUGUCUCCUAGACAACUCUAUAGUUGCACUCAAGAAAAUACAGAUCUUUGAAAUGAUGGAUGCAAAAGCAAGACAAGAUUGUAUAAAGGAGAUAAAGUUACUUCAGCAAUUAAACCAUCCCAAUGUUAUCAAAUAUUUGGCUUCUUUUAUAGAGAAUAAUGAGCUUGUUAUAGUAUUAGAAUUAGCAGAUGCAGGAGAUUUAUCAAGAAUGAUAAAGCAUUUCAAAAAACAGGACAGAUUGAUUCCAGAGAGGACAGUUUGGAAAUACUUUGUUCAACUGACUGCAGCUCUGGAGCACAUGCAUUCGAGACGUGUCAUGCACAGAGACAUCAAGCCUGCCAAUGUCUUUAUAACUGCAUCUGGUGUGGUAAAGCUUGGUGACCUUGGUCUUGGAAGAUAUUUUAGUUCUAAGACUACUGCUGCACAUUCUCUAGUGGGGACACCUUAUUACAUGUCGCCAGAGAGGAUACAUGAAACUGGAUAUAAUUUCAAGUCUGAUAUUUGGUCUCUGGGUUGUCUUUUAUAUGAGAUGGCUGCCCUCCAGUCACCUUUCUAUGGUGACAAAAUGAACCUGUAUUCACUGUGUAAGAAGAUAGAAUCCUGUGAUUACCCCCCUUUGCCAGCAGAACAUUACUCUGAAAAGUUGCGUGAUUUAGUGAGCCGGUGUAUUAAAUCUGACCCAGACCAGAGGCCAGGUAUCACAAAAGUCAAUGAAGUGGCACAAAUGAUGCAUGCAGGCAAUCUUCACCAGUUCCCCUCUUCCCCCCAAAUGAAACAAUAAUUUAAAGAAACUUGAUGUGUAAUAUCAGUGAUACACUGAGUAAUUUAUUACAAAUAUUAAUGCCCAAAAAUUCUUGGUUGAUUGUGCCUUGUAACAUAUCUUAAUCUUAAGAAAUUGAUUGAAAAUAAAGAAAUUCCAAUCAAAAGAGAGAAACCUGGAGAUGAAUAUGGAUGGUCAAAGAUUUAAAACUUCAAAAUUCCAACUGAUCUUCUAACCAUAGAGUGAUGUUUGGGUUUCCACGUCCUUUUAAUUGACUUAACUUAAGAACUUUUCUCAGUGGAUACAAUGUAAUCGGUUUUCAAACAUUCAAUUCACAGUGAACUGCAUGCAAAAUUGAAUUUCAUGGAGAGAAAUUGAAUAAUUAUGGCAACACUUCAUUGCACAGAUGCAUGAACUUAUUUAUUCAUACUGCAGAAAUAAUCAGCUGCAAUUUUGCACCUCUACAUUUUGUAGUUUUUUUUGUAUUCUGUUGAAAAGGAUAGUGAAGUUGCCUGAGACUCCAUUAGGGAUGAUAAAAUGUUGUAACUUUUCAAGUAUUUUAUAAAUUACUUUCUGGAUUUUCACAACAAGAAUUAUUUUAUAGAGAUCUUCUUACUACUGAAGUCUCAAGUUUAAAUAUUGUUUGUGACCCUUUCAAAUUUCACUUUAUUCUAAGAUCCACUUAGUGUGUAAAAUGCAAAUGACAUUAGGUUGUGUAAUAUAGUUUCAGGGUGUGCUUAAAAAUAAUAACUUUAGCACUUCACAGAGGUGAUAGAACUUGUGUCUCUCAAAAUGGCAACUCUCUUCAGGAUUGCUGAAUAAAUCUCAUUUUACAGAAGAA
Molecule: messenger RNA, 2055 nt
Organism: Pocillopora verrucosa
Lineage: Eukaryota; Metazoa; Cnidaria; Anthozoa; Scleractinia; Pocilloporidae
Product: serine/threonine-protein kinase Nek7-like
Biological process (GO): peptidyl-serine phosphorylation
Molecular function (GO): protein serine/threonine kinase activity; ATP binding
Source: RefSeq, a predicted model, not a curated record